Molecule: messenger RNA, 711 nt
Organism: Anthostomella pinea
Lineage: Eukaryota; Fungi; Ascomycota; Sordariomycetes; Xylariales; Xylariaceae
Source: the annotation of a GenBank genome assembly
AUGAGAUUGAACCAAAGCCUGGCCACCGCUACUGGGCUGGUUGCUGCCGCCAGAGCAUCGGUCGAGCACACGGUUUGGACGACUGUCGUGACCACCGACUACACCACCUACUGCCCGUCCCCGACUACUUUCGCAUGGCAUAAUGUGACAUACACUGCUACAUCAGAGACGACGGUCACCAUCACGAACUGCCCGUGUACUGUCACCUACUCGCAGCCUCCUCCAGUGACCACGACCUGUUACCCAACUGUCGUGCCUCCCUCCUCAGGAACUGGCACCAUUCCGACCUACUCCUCCUACUCCAACGUGAGCUCGACGGUUAUCACCUACACGCCGCCUGUGACGACUACCAUCUCCGGCACUGUCCCUAUCACCACUUCAGGUACCCCUAGCACUCCUGGUUCUCCCAGUGGUACACCCGGUUCUCCCAGUGGUACACCUGGUUCUCCGGGCAGUACACCUGGUGGAUCUCCUGGCUCUCCGGGUAGUACACCUGGUGGCUCCCCGGGCUUCCCUAACACUUCUGGCUCUGUCACCGCAACCACUUCUGGCUCUGUCACCGCAACGGUUCCGACUAACACUCCCAUUGCGCCGACCACGACGCCAACCAUUGUGCCUGUGCCAACUAUUGUUCCUGUGCCAACUGCCGCAGCUGAUAAGGUGUCUCCUGUCGCCCUUCUCGCAGCUGGUAUCAUCGCCCUCGUCCUGUAA